Molecule: messenger RNA, 3663 nt
Organism: Tachysurus vachellii
Lineage: Eukaryota; Metazoa; Chordata; Actinopteri; Siluriformes; Bagridae
Gene: stk26
Product: serine/threonine protein kinase 26
Exons: 11
Coding region: 483-1724 (413 amino acids)
Biological process (GO): protein phosphorylation
Molecular function (GO): protein kinase activity; ATP binding
Source: RefSeq, a predicted model, not a curated record
UUGCCCCUGGUAAAACGACUCGCCUCCAGGUGACGUCAUCGCUCCACAGUGCGCGCGCGGCUCCACCCGAGAAAACAAGUUCCAGCGCAGGUUCCCAACAUGGCGGCGGCGUCUCUGCGCUGAAGUUUGUACAACCGGAUAAACAACAAAAACGCGCGAUGUCCCGUCUCUUACACGCUUACUACAAUAUCGUGGUAUUUAUUUAAACGGUGUAAGACGUGAGGGAGGAAACCAUGGUAACGCCUCAUCGCGUUUAUUCUGAAAGUUAAAACUUUUUGUUGGUUAAAGCUAACCUGCUAACUCUAAAGCUAACGCUAACCUGCUAACUCUAAAGCUAACGCUAACCUGCUAACUCUAAAGCUAACGCUAAAGCUAACCCUAGCCCUAGUCCGCUAGCUCUAAAGACACUUUUGUUAGCUCGACACUUUAUACAGUUUGGCGGCCGGGGGACGCGUGUUGUUUUCUCCCCUUGAGGACAGAUCAUGGCUCAGUCACCGGUGGCUGUUCAAGUUCCCGGAAUGCAGAACCCUCGAGCGGAUCCUGAGGAGCUCUUCACUAAACUGGAGCGCAUUGGCAAGGGGUCGUUUGGAGAGGUUUUCAAGGGUAUUGACCGCCGCACGCAGAACGUGGUGGCCAUCAAAACCAUCGACUUGGAGGAGGCUGAGGAUGAGAUUGAGGACAUCCAGCAAGAGAUCACUGUGCUGAGCCAGUGUGACAGUCCACAUGUCACCAAGUACUACGGCUCAUACCUGAAGGGCAGUAAGCUGUGGAUCAUAAUGGAGUAUCUUGGUGGAGGAUCAGCUCUGGAUCUGUUGCGUGCCGGACCAUUUGAUGAGUACCAGAUAGCCACCAUGCUGAAGGAGAUUCUAAAAGGCCUGGACUACCUGCACUCUGAGAAAAAAAUUCACAGAGACAUCAAAGCCGCCAACGUGCUCCUGUCAGAGUCUGGUGAGGUGAAGCUGGCAGACUUUGGUGUGGCGGGGCAGCUCACGGACACGCAGAUCAAAAGGGAGACGUUUGUGGGAACGCCGUUCUGGAUGGCUCCGGAGGUCAUUCAGCAAUCUGCUUACGACUCCAAGGCUGAUAUCUGGUCCCUGGGUAUCACUGCUAUUGAGCUAGCUAAGGGAGAGCCGCCCAACUCGGACAUGCAUCCCAUGAGAGUUCUGUUUCAUAUCCCGAAGAACACCCCCCCCACCCUCAACGGUGACUUCUCCAAGACCUUCAAGGAGUUUGUGGACUCGUGUCUGAACAAAGACCCUGCAUUUAGACCAACUGCUAAGGAGUUACUGAAGCACAAGUUCAUUGUAAAGAAUGCCAAGAAGACGUCGUACCUCACCGAGCUGAUCGACAGGCUGAAGCGCUGGAAAGCUGAAGGACACAGUGAUGGAGACUCUGACUCAGACUCUGACUCCGAGUCGAGCAGUAAAAACAGUGACCUGUCCCCUGAGUGGUCCUUCACUACUGUCCGUAAGAAGCCUGACAAACAGCCCAACGGAGUGGUGUCUCUUGACCAAGUGGUACAGAAGAAGUCUGCCAGUCUGUCCACAGUUAUAAGUCCGGUGUUUUCGGAGCUGAAGCUGCAGCACAGGGAUGGAGACACGAGGAGGAGUGUGAUAGAAGAUCUGGAGAAGAGUCUUUAUGCUGCUGAGGACAUCUGCCCUGGGAUCACAGACAAGAUGAUCAGUCACAUCCUCGAAAGGGUGCAGAGGUUCUCUGUGAGUUAGAGUUCAGAGUGGAAAUAAAACACAUCUGAAUAAGAAGCUGGACGACCAAACAGCUGCAGGGCUUCUACAAUCUGUUCUUCCUGUUCACUGAACAUUAAUGUUUUACACACACACACACACACACAUGCCCUCUCCACACAUAGGGGCAGGAGGGACUCAGGUCACACACACUAUCAUAACCAAAAAAGGAAUUUUCCUUUUUCAUGAAAGACAUAAAUAUAUUUUCUCAAGUUGUAUUUAUAUCUUUUUGGUCACGUGCUUUUGUUAAGAUUUCUGCUGGUGCCUGAUGAUGUUAGUGUUAUUUUAGAUUAUUAUUUUAUAACAGAUUGUGAGUCACAGACAUGCUUCUAGGUUUCCUGCUGAUCAUAAGACGCAUGUGUGUGUGUGUGUUUGACCCUUUGAGAAACUUUUAUUUUAUGUUUAUUUUAUGCUUCUAUCGGUAAUAUUUGUGUGGGAUUUAUUCCAACUUUUUAUGCCUUUUUUAAUGAGGGUUGAUUUUCUGUUCACUCUACAUACUGUUACGUGAAGCAUUACGACUGCUGUACGGGGAAAAACUUCACAUCGCAUUAAAGAAAACAUAGAAAUACCUCAAACAAACAGACCAAACAAUCCAUUGAACCAAGAUUUUUAAUUUAUACACACAUGGUGCUUUAUGGGAGAGGAAUUUUGCUGUGCAAAAGAGGCUUCUUUUUCUGACACCUGAGAUUAAAGAUAAAGACGUUUAUUUUAAAUUGGCCAUUUUUUCCUUCACAUGCUGGUAUGGGCUCGUAGCUGACGUGCUGACGCUCGUAGCCGACGCUCGUAGCCGACGUGCUGACGCUCGUAGCCGACGCUCGUAGCUGACGCUUGUAGCCGACGCUCGUAGCUGAUGUUCGUAGCCGACGCUCGUAGCCGACGUGCUGACGCUCGUAGCCGACGCUCGUAGCCGACGUGCUGACGCUCGUAGCCGACGCUCGUAGCUGAUGUUCGUAGCCGACGCUCGUAGCUGAUGUUCGUAGCCGACGCUCGUAGCCGACAUGCUGACGCUCGUAGCCGACGCUCGUAGCUGACGUGCUGACGCUCGUAGCCGACGCUCGUAGCUGACGUUCGUAGCCGACGCUCGUAGCCGACGUGCUGACGCUCGUAGCCGACGCUCGUAGCUGACGUGCCGACGCUCGUAGCUGACGUGACCUUCAUCGAUAAAUAUUUUGUCCUUUAUUUCUUUAUGAUGUCUAUAUAUAUAAUGAAAGCUAUAUUAGAUUUACUGUACUUCUGAAGGAGAUGCACUGCAUACACUUUGUCCUGGGUGGGGACACACACACACACACACACACACCCUCUCUGCCCCACCCACACCCCCUGUCCCUUGUAUAGGUCCAGAGGUGAGGAUCCAUGUCUCUAUCCAGUGGAAGUUUCAGUACUAGAGAGAGCAGAGCUUUGUGUCAGCAACAGCAUAGGAACUUGUGCAAAAUACAAACUUCUGAAAAUGGGAGCUUAUUUUGAGGAACGUCUUAAUAAUAUAGUGGUUAAUCGUCUAGAACGUUUCUGCCAAGCUUUUUAAACAUAAAAAGGUGCCAUCACUGGUAUGGUGGUGAGAAGAUCAGUGCUUCUGUUGGCUUCAAGGCAUUUAAUGCCAACAUUGUGCCUAAACUUUACUUCCCUAUGUAUGUAUGUUGUUAUUGUUAUUAUGGUCUCUUUAUAUAACGCAUUAAGGACUUCAGAUGUCGCCAGACUGAGGUUUAAGAGCAAUAAGGUGAUUGGUAAUUAUUUUUCUUUAUAGAUGUUGAUACCAGGCUAGGUUUUGUAAAUGUUCUCUUUUUGUAAAUAGUUUUUGAAAUUGUGACGCAGGACUCAAAGCUGUAUCAUAUCCAUAUGUAUAAAUCUAUCUAUAGGCUUUUUUUUGCUUCAACUGUUACAAACUGUUUUAGUUUAACAAAUAAAGAUGUAAAUUAUGACACUG